GCCAUGUCUGGUGGUGCCUGGCAACAAAAGGACUGGCAGACAAAGAUAAGCCGUCAAUCAGCCAGACUGACGGGAGGGGAGGCGUCAAGGUGCGUAAUCAGAUUGACAAAGAACCGAGACGACAACGACAUACCGAACGAAGCCUCGACGAGAGAUGAGGGACGCGCCAAUGGCAUUCCAAGAAUCGCGCAAUGCCAGCCAUGCUAGCACCGCAUUUUUUCCAUUACGUACAAAUGGAGCCAAACUAAUGUCUAAACAACCGCCAUGCCGUCAUCCAGCGAGCCCGACUGGUGUUCUGGUCAGCUCAUAAGCCAACAUCCGCCGCACCCCCCCUCCCCCUCCCUCGAGGAGGAUUGGACAUCUCCGCGGAAAACCUGCCAGUCUGGAAACCUGCGCCCAAGAAGCUUCGUGUCGCUUGGCGUCCAUGUUGAGUUGAGGCAACUCUGUCUUGGUGCAACCAACCUUGGGCGGGUGAGAAGCAGCUCUGGAUCAGCGGCAUGCUCAGCUCAGGGAAGAAGCAUCAACAAGCUAGGCCCCAGCAGCAACAAACAGCAUCUGGGCCGCCUGCUGGUCUAAUGCAAACGGCCCCCGCUCCCUUGCCGUCGAUGUGCGGAUUUUGCGGGGAAGUUGGUCCCCCUUGCCUCAUAGGGCACCAUUGCGCGCCGGCUCCCACGUCGGAACCUCGCAUCCUAUUCCUCCCACAGCAGCAGGCCGAUGGAUAUGAUGCGCGCAAGGGGAACAUAGGACCGAAACCACACCAUCAUCAUUUUCUGCUGCUUCUUCCUCUUUCUCUCCCUCUUCAAAGACGACACGGUUGGGCUUUCUCACGCACCUCGCCGCCGGCCACAUCCACCGGCCCACCAGUUUUACGUCAUGGUAUUCACUUUGUCUCGGCUACUACAGAGUUACCUCCUAUACGGACGACGGAAAGAAAUCCCUCUUUCGACUCGCAAGGUUCGGUUCUCCUGGGCCAUGGCCGUUCACCGCACGCCAUCGGUCCAGCCAUUUCUUUUAAUAUGAGGUUGUGCCCGAAAGGAGAAGAAAAUCCGGGGUCACGAUGCUGGAUUGAUGUCCGACGCCGACCUCGCGUCUAUUUUCAAGUCACCUGAGCCGACCUGUUUUAACAUCCCUGCCCUGCUGCCAACCGGCCUGCCCUGGUUGACUUUAUGUCUGUAGUAAACGAAGAUACAGCCUGCAGGCUACCACAGCUGGCUGUCCCCCACGGGGCCCAUCGUGGUUGUGGGCACCGAUAUCGCGUGUUGACUGUUGAGGGCAACAAAACUACACAACCCCCCACUUGGCCAUUUUGCUUCGCUCGAGCCCGGAGGUGCUUGAGCCCGCGGAGCCGCAGCCCCAGGCGCCCGUUCCGGAGCCAUCCAUCUUGGCCGUGGGCCUGACCAUAUGUAAUCUGUGAAUUUAUGUUUUGCCCAUCUCCAUAUGUAAGCUGCCGAGUCGCCCUGGCAGCGGCACCUGAGCGGACGCGUCUUGACAUGCGAUCCUUGCAUCUCGCU
This is a messenger RNA of Colletotrichum destructivum, 1511 nucleotides long. RefSeq lists its product as uncharacterized. The record is from RefSeq and is a predicted model, not a curated record. Lineage: Eukaryota; Fungi; Ascomycota; Sordariomycetes; Glomerellales; Glomerellaceae. The transcript has a single exon. The coding region runs from base 498 to 1109 and encodes 203 amino acids.